This is a messenger RNA of Sinocyclocheilus anshuiensis, 4209 nucleotides long. Its product is annotated as signal peptide, CUB and EGF-like domain-containing protein 3. Gene Ontology annotation, molecular function: calcium ion binding. The record is from RefSeq and is a predicted model, not a curated record. Lineage: Eukaryota; Metazoa; Chordata; Actinopteri; Cypriniformes; Cyprinidae. Gene Ontology annotation, cellular component: cell surface. Gene Ontology annotation, biological process: signal transduction. Bases 1 to 2187 code for a protein of 728 amino acids. The transcript has 16 exons.
AUGACUAAACUAAUCAAAGCUGUUCAGUGUGUGCGAGACAUCCGGGAUGUUCAUGAGACGUGUGCGGUUAAUAACGGAGGCUGUGACAGCACGUGUCAUGACGCCGUGACUGGAGUUCGCUGCAGCUGCCCGGUGGGAUUCACCCUACAGCUGGACCGCAAGACCUGCAAAGACAUUGAUGAAUGCCGCAUGAACAACGGCGGGUGUGACCAUGUGUGCAGAAACACGGUUGGCAGCUUCGAAUGCAGCUGCAAGAAAGGAUACAAACUUCUGACCAAUGAGAGGACGUGCCAAGAUAUUGAUGAGUGCAGCAUUAAUCGGGGUGGCUGCAAAUUCGGAUGUGUGAACACUCCGGGCAGUUACGAGUGUACCUGCCCUCCUGGUUACAAACUGCACUGGAACAAGAAGGAUUGCAUUGAGAUUGUGAAGUGUACGUCCAGUCUGGUGGCCCCCAAAGCCACCCUUACUUGCAGUAAAAUGGGGAAGAAAGAGAGCUGCUCUCUCACUUGUGCAUCUAAAGCACAUUACCUAUCAGAAUCAGACAACAGCUAUUCUGUUAGCUGUGGAAUACCCAUCCUACGAGGUAAAUCUCAGAGCAGAUUAAACGCAAGCAGCAUCCAAAGCUGCAUAGAGACUCAGGCUCCUCCAGUGAAGCAGACGGUGUCCUUCCGGAUCAAGAAUGCCAAAUGCCACCUGCACCCAAAGCAUAAAGGGAGGGCAGAGGACAACGGCAGACAGAUCGGGCCAGGUGGCCAACCGUGCAACAACUGCCUGGUCACGUUCGUUAACCUGAAGUGCGACUCGUCUAAGAAGGCCAAAGGUCGUCGGGCACGUAACCCAUCAAGCAAAGAGGUCACGCGCAUCACUCUGGAGCUGGAGGCUGAGGUCAAGCCAGGAGACGCCACUGGGAACUGUAACAUGAUGUGUCAAAGGCAGCGUAUGGAGCAGCAGAUGAAGUCAUACAUUAAAGCCCUGAAAAAAUCCAUAAAUCAGGAGCGUUUCCUCAUCCGUGUGGCUGGAUUGGAGUACGAGGUGGCACAGAAGCUCCCACAAGCUGCACUGAGGCAGGAGAACUGUGGACCGGGCCGAGAAAAAGACAGCGGCCGCUGUGUCAGAUGUUUGCCUGGGUCAUACUACCACGGUGAGCAGGAACGCUGUGUCCAGUGUCCGCCUGGAACAUUCCAGGAACGUGAAGGUCAGCUGGCCUGUGAUCUUUGUCCUGGAGGAGACCGCCAUGGCCCACAAGGGGCCCGCAACAUCACGUCAUGUGCAGGUCAAUGUCCGCCAGGUUAUUUCUCCAGCGACGGGUUCAAGCCCUGUCAGCCGUGCCCUCUGGGAACGUACCAACCCGACCCAGGACGAACUCUCUGUUUCCCCUGUGGAGGUGGGCUCGGUACCAAAAGAGAGGGUGCCAGCUCCUUUAAUGACUGUGAGGUCAAAGUGUUGUGUUCUCCAGGUCAUUAUUAUAACACCUCAGUCCAUCGCUGCAUCCGCUGUCCUCAUGGAACCUACCAGGCUGAGUUCAGACAAAACUACUGCAUCUCCUGUCCGGGAAACACCACCACAGACUUCGACGGGGCCAUCAGUGUGUCUCAAUGCAAGAAUCGGGAAUGUGGGGGUGAAAUAGGCGAGUUCAUCGGAUACAUCGAGUCUCCCAACUAUCCAGGAAACUACCCAGCCAACGUAGAGUGUAUCUGGACGAUCAACCCUCCACACAAACGCAAGAUUCUGAUCGUUGUUCCAGAGAUCUUCCUCCCAUCUGAGGAUGAGUGCGGAGAUGUCCUAGUAAUGAGGAAGAACGGAUCAGUGACCUCUAUCACCACCUAUGAAACAUGUCAGACGUAUGAGAGACCGAUCGCUUUUACCUCCCGAUCGCGCCGCCUCUGGAUCAACUUCAAAUCCAAUGAUGUAAACAGUGCUCGCGGAUUCCAGAUUCCAUACGUCACUUACGAUGAAGACUAUGAGCAGCUGGUUGAAGACAUUGUAAGAGAUGGAAGACUUUAUGCCUCUGAAAACCAUCAAGAAAUACUCAAGGACAAAAAACUGAUUAAAACUCUGUUUGAUGUGCUGGCUCACCCAAACAAUUACUACAAGUACUCAACUCGGGACUCCACAGAGAUGCUCCCACGUUCAUUCAUACGCCUCAUCCACAGCAAAGUCUCCGCCUUCCUGCGUCCGUACAAAUAGUCCAAAAGCGCUGUCCACCUCCACACAUCUCCAGUCACCUGGCCUUGAGUCAACGGGAUCCUACACACAUUUAAAGGAAAUACACACACUCACACACACACACAUUUUCAAUGGCACACACACACAAUCACACUAUGCAGAUGUUUCACUUUACCUUUUUCUUUUCUUUUUCUUGUCAGUCAUCUCCGAGAGGAAAAAAGCUUCUGUGUAGUCUACAUGUAAUGCAGUCGUAUCAAGCCAAACUGAAGUGUUUCCUUUCUCUACGUGUUGGUCACCGUUCUGUACGGUGUUGAUGUUUUUUUGUUUGUACGUUUGCACGCUCAGUCCUGAGGCGUCCCGAAGAGGACGACGAUGGUUUGGGUGGUUCCCAUGCCCCCCGUUAAGAGCGACGUGUGAGUUUAAACACACCUGAUUGUGUUGUACAGACAAAAGAAAGUUGUAGCAUGUCAAAGAAAAGAAAAUCUAUUUGUCGAACUGGAGCUAGCUGUGAUCGUGCUUUAGAAAAUAGUCUUUUUCCCCCAAUUUCCAGCUCUCGUAAACUCGUAGUUCUCAAAAUAAAUGUACAAUCUUUUGUAUAUCUGUACUUUUAGUGUGCUCUUGGUAAGAUCUACUUCAUAUCAAGCAUUUCACAAUGUUAAAGCAUUUUAUUUGAGCUCCUAGAGCAUACAUGUAAUCUAUAAAUCAUGCUGUUAAUACAGUAAUGUUUUAUUAAGGUCUGCCUGUUCGGAUUGUAUUAUUGUCAACAGCAUAUUCGUCUAUUUCCUAAUAUUCAAAUUAAUUUAACAAGGCAUAAGAGAUAUGCAGGUUAUUGGAAAGGCUCGGGUGAUGAAAAGGUCGGUUGGUAUUGUAAAAACAGUGGACUGUUAACACUCAGUUCUGUGAGAGUUUUUUGCAGAACAUGCAAUUGCUGCUGCUUCUUCAGAAACGUCACUUUAAGCCUUUGGUUUUACCUAAUGUGACUCACGAAAUUUCCUAUAGCGAAGAGCAGUCAAGAGGACAAAAUCGUUCACAGGUUGGAAGUAAUGUUUUCAUAAUGCAGACACGAAUCACUGAUAAACGUAAACCACAGGUUGACGUGGAUGGACUUGAGCAAAAAAUGGCAUCGCUCCAGAUUUCAGGAUGAAACGACGUUGAAGUGAACGAUGAAGUGUUUCGAGUUUGUUUUGCACAUUACAUAAGGACCAAAAGAGAAGCAGCAUUCGGGUUACAAGUGUUGGGAUUCAACGGAGCGUGGUGAGAAGUGCCUGAAGUGCAAAAGUGUCAGGAUAAACCUGUGGAUGUUGACAUUUAUGAGUGUUUCCUGUAUUAAUUAUGAACCCGUUAGUAUUCCUCACAAAUGUGUUUAUAGGUAAAGCCCUUUACAUGAAGUGAGAAAAGAACGAAUCUUUGAGAAGGUUAAACCAUACCCAGUUUUGAUAUGUAAACAGAAAAGGACUGGACAAAAUGGUAGUUUACUUUUCUUUUUUUGUAUAUUGUAAAUAUGAAAUAAACGUAGACUGAUUGGAGUCUGAGAGAUAAGUCCAAACAAGUUGUUUUCCCGACCUUGUAUUUAGAAACUUACCGUUGCGCAAAGGUUGACACAAAAGAGGGUGCGUUCAAUCUUUAAACAUUAAUGCCAGAUUCAUACUCUACGCAAGUAUGCAAACGCUUGGCCAGUGUGUUGCAAGCACAUGGUCCCGUUGUAUAUAAACAUGCAUUCUUGAGUUGCUGUGGUGGUAACAGUCUUCGGGACUUAAGGGGGCUAUAGUUACUUUGCCAUGUUUGUAUUAAAAAAACAAAAAGCUAGCUAUAUAUACAUCGACUUUAACUUGCUCAACGAGAUUCUCUUUGCCAUCUCAGCAGCUCACCUAAAAGACAAUUUUUACCUUAAAAAAAGAUAGUUUACGCUAAUGCAAUACUCAGAAUGCAACAUACAGUGCAUGCACGUUUCAGAAAACAGUGAUUCAUUAAAUCAAGCUUGCGUGGCUAAAAAUGUUUUCAUUUACAUACUUGCGUAGAAUGUUUUGGGACUAUUUCUGUGCU